AGAUCUGUAGGGAUCUGGCACGCUGGGGAAGCUGGGUCAGCCUGGCUGUGGCACAGCACCCUGCGUGCCGCGGACACCCCGACCCCACGCCAGCUCGUGGCCGCAUCCUGCCCCGCCAAGUCGUGAAGGAGCCCAGACCCUCGCCUGGAAGGAGCCGGCAGCGCCAGGGCCGAUGCCAUGGAAGGAGCUCAGCCCCCGCUAGCUGCAGAAGAGCUGACAACCCCAGGGCUGAAGAAGGCGCACACCCCCCCUCUGCAUGAGGACGCCAACACGGCUGUCAUCGCAGUUGUUAUCACGCUGGUGUUCAUCACCCUGCUGACGGUCCUGGUGGUGAUCAUCAUCUACCUGUACAGAAACAAAGGCAGCUACCUCACCUACGAGCAGCCGGCGGCCGAGACGGACGUGUCGGUGCAGAUGGAGGACGCCCCCUCCAAGGAGAAGGAAGAGUAUUUCAUCUGAGCCCCCGGGUGCAGCGCGCGCCCCUCUCUUGCACUCAGGUCUGACGCCAUGUGGCCUAAAUUUCUCAGAGUCUGGGAUCUAGCUUUUUUUUCUUUUUUUUUUCCUUUUUUUUUUUCCCUUAAUUUAUUAAGCAAACCAUAGAAGAUAAAAACCAGGCGUGGCAGAGCACAGCCCCGCUCCGGCUGCUCGCACCCUGUCCUCCCUUUGGUGCUUUCUAAUACAGCCCGGUGACAAAUGCGUGAAGAAUCGCUGUUGUUUUUUCCUUAUCUCACAAAACAAUUAAGUUAUUCUGCUCUGGGUUUAGGGUUGGGGUAAUCAGCGUGGCUAAUUUCGAGGCUAAGGUGGAGAAUGCUUACAAGCAGCCUGAUCGAUCACCCAGGUCACAAGGGGCUGCUGGCACGGGCAGUUCCUCCUUUAAAUCAGCCCCCCAAAAAAAACCUGAAGGAGGAAGUUUGCAAAAUAGCAGCAAAGAGGAAAUAAGCGAAGAAACCCUAAGGCGUGCGACGGGCAGGAGCCAAGGGGGUUUAUUUGAAGUCUAACGCAA
This is a messenger RNA of Cygnus atratus (black swan), 1003 nucleotides long. RefSeq names its product small cell adhesion glycoprotein (gene SMAGP). The transcript is spliced from 4 exons. The coding region runs from base 178 to 459 and encodes 93 amino acids. The record is from RefSeq and is a predicted model, not a curated record. NCBI's taxonomy places the organism in Eukaryota, Metazoa, Chordata, Aves, Anseriformes, Anatidae.